UUCAUCUUGUUGCACCUGUGAUGAUUCUGCGUGGAAGCCACUGCGUGUCUGGGACGGGGCGCUGCGCUGCGAGAUCAGUCACCGUCAGCUGAACGUGGAGACGGCAGCGCCUUGUGCAAACCCUCAUUGGAUGACCAGAGAGGGAGGAGGUUCUUCAUUCCGUGCCGGUAUUGCAGCGUAAUUUGUAGGGUCUUUUGCAUUGCUGCUCAUUAAGCUGAAACAGAAUGGCUCUAGCAGGAAUCCGUGUGAUUGAACUCGCUGGUCUGGUACCUGUGCCAUUGUGUGGCAUGAUUCUGGCAGAUUUUGGUGCCAAGGUAGUGCGCAUAGAUCGAACAGGGACAGCUACAUCUAUUGACGUGUUGGCAAGAGGCAAACGUUCAGUUGCUUUGAAUCUGAAGAAACCAGAGGGAGUCGAAGUGCUGAAGCAACUUUGUAGUCAGUCUGAUGUUCUCGUAGAACCCUUCCGUAAAGGUGUCAUGGAGAGGCUGGGUCUUGGACCUGAAGUUAUACUUGGACUGAAUCCAAAGCUCAUCUAUGCCAGGCUGACUGGGUUUGGACAAAGUGGACCACAUUCUAAAAUUGCCGGGCAUGAUAUCAACUUUAUUGCUGCCUCGGGUCUGCUGUCAAAGUUUGGCAGGAAAGGGGAGAAGCCCUAUGCACCACUAAAUGUUGUGGCUGACUUUGCUGGAGGUGGGGUUAUGUGUGCUAUGGGUAUAAUGCUCGCACUAUAUGAGAGAAUGCAAUCCGGAAAAGGACAAGUCAUUGAUGCAAGCAUGGUUGAAGGAGCAGCUUACUGUUGCUCCUGGCUGUGGAAAUCGCAGCACAUGGGUAUGUGGAAUCAGCAAAGAGGUGAAAACGUACUGGAUACUGGAGCACCAUUCUAUGAGACCUACAAGACAUCUGAUGGAAAGUACAUGGCUGUUGGUGCACUAGAGCCUCAGUUCUAUGAACAGCUAGUAAAAGGUCUUGGCUUGGAUUCUGCCAAACUUGCCCCUCAGAUGAGUCGAUCUGACUGGCCAGAGUUGAAAAGAAUCUUUACGGAAGCCUUUGCUGCAAGAAGUCAAGAGCAGUGGUCCAAGAUCUUUGAUGGGACUGAUGCCUGUGUGACUCCUGUUUUGUCUUUUGAAGAAGCUCUCAGUCAUCCACAUAACCAAGAAAGAGGAUCUUUUAUCACAGAUGAGAAAGGGCAUGUCAGCCCCAGGCCAGCUCCUGUCCUAUCCCGGACCCCAGCCACUGUCAGUCUGGAAAGAAAUCCAGAGGUGGGAGAACACACAGAACUUGUGUUAACUGAAUAUGGUUUUACCAAAGAACAGAUAAAUAUGCUGCUGUCUGCUGGGAUUAUUGAAUGUAGAAGAUCAAAAUCUAAUUUGUAAUGAAUUUAUAUGUGUUAUUUCAUUAUAUUAUGACAAUAAAAUUUUGGA
This is a messenger RNA of Pristis pectinata (smalltooth sawfish), 1421 nucleotides long. It is a transcript of the gene amacr, whose product is annotated as alpha-methylacyl-CoA racemase. Lineage: Eukaryota; Metazoa; Chordata; Chondrichthyes; Rhinopristiformes; Pristidae. The record is from RefSeq and is a predicted model, not a curated record. The transcript is spliced from 6 exons. Gene Ontology annotation, molecular function: alpha-methylacyl-CoA racemase activity. The coding region runs from base 225 to 1373 and encodes 382 amino acids. Gene Ontology annotation, cellular component: mitochondrion. Gene Ontology annotation, biological process: bile acid metabolic process.